AUGGAGAAGGCAAGUGGAAGAGUGUCCAGUUCUCUAUCCACAGUGGACGCUGGCGUAGACAACCUGGGGCUGGAGCUCACGGAAGAAGGAGUAGAGCCCGAGGGAACCAGGACUGAAGUGCAAGAACACAGCCCCGCAGAUGGGCUGGGGCCUCCCAGUCACCAGAGGGGGAAUCUACAGUCUUUCACCAAGACAAGACGUUUCUGCAAAACACAUGCUGGCUUGUUUAAGAAGAUCCUGUUGGGCCUGUUGUGUUUGGCUUAUGCCGCCUACUUCCUGGCAGCUUGCAUCCUGGAUUUCCAGAGAGCACUGGCCUUGUUUGUCAUCACUUGUUUGGUGACCUUUGUCCUGGUUCUCCACCUUCUGAAAAAGUUUUUUGGUAAAAAAUUAACAGGAUAUCUGAAACCCUUUAAACACUCCCGCCUGAUGCUUUGGAUGAAAUGGGUGUUCGCAGGAGUGUGCUUGACUGGUCUUAUCCUGUGGCUGGCUCUAGACACAGCCCAAAGGCCAGAGCAACUGAUCUCCUUCGCAGGAAUCUGCAUGUUCAUCCUCGUCCUUUUUGUCUGCUCCAAACACCACAGUGCAGUGUCCUGGAGGGCAGUAUUUUGGGGCCUGGGUCUUCAGUUCAUCUUUGGGAUGUUGGUCAUCAGAACUGAUCCUGGAUUUAAUGCAUUUCAGUGGUUGGGAGAUCAGAUCCAGAUUUUCCUGGACUACACUGUGGCUGGUUCCAGUUUUGUCUUUGGGGAUACGCUGGUCGAGGAUGUCUUUGCUUUUCAGGUCUUACCAAUCAUCCUUUUCUUUGGAUGUGUGAUGUCCAUUCUCUACUACCUGGGCCUUGUGCAGUGGGUAGUUCAGAAGGUUGCCUCGUUUUUGCAAAUCACCAUGGGCACCACUGCCACAGAGACCCUGGCGGUGGCUGGGAACAUCUUUGUGGGUAUGACAGAGGCACCUCUACUCAUCCGUCCCUACCUUGCAGACAUGACACUCUCUGAAAUCCAUGCAGUGAUGACUGGAGGGUUUGCCACCAUCUCAGGCAGUGUGUUGGGAGCCUACAUAUCCUUUGGGAUUGAUGCGUCAUCCUUGAUUUCUGCGUCUGUGAUGGCUGCCCCUUGUGCUCUGGCCUUGUCAAAGCUGGUAUAUCCGGAAGUGGAAGAAUCCAAGUUCAAGAGUGAGGAAGGGGUAAAACUACCUCGGGGGAAGGAGAAGAAUGUCCUGGAGGCUGCCAGCAAUGGAGCCACAGAUGCUGUAGGCCUUGCUGCUAAUGUAGCAGCCAACCUGGUUGCCUUUAUGGCUGUGUUGGCCUUCAUCGAUGCCACCCUCUCCUGGCUGGGGGAAUUGGUGGAUGUGCAGGGGCUCACUUUCCAGGUCAUCUGCUCCUACAUCCUGAGGCCUAUGGUUUUCAUGAUGGGUGUAGACUGGACAGACUGUCCAAUAGUGGCUGAGAUGGUGGGAAUCAAAUUCUUCACAAAUGAGUUUGUGGCCUAUCAGCAACUGUCUCAGUAUAAGAACAAACGUCUCUCUGGAGUAGAAGAAUGGAUUGAUGGGGAGAAACAGUGGAUUUCUGUGAGAGCUGAAAUCAUCACAACGUUUUCACUCUGUGGAUUUGCCAAUCUUAGUUCCAUAGGAAUCACACUGGGAGGCUUAACAUCAGUGGUACCCCAGCGGAAGAGUGACUUUUCCAAGGUUGUGGUCCGUGCCCUCUUCACAGGGGCCUGUGUAUCCCUUAUCAGUGCCUGUGUGGCAGGAAUCCUCUAUGUCCCCAGGGGAGCUGAAACUGACUGUGUCUCCUUCUUAAAUACAAGUUUCACCAAUAGAACCUAUGAGACCUACGUGUGCUGCAGAGAGCUCUUUCAGAGUACUUCUCUGGAGGGCACCAACCCUCCUUCUUUUUCCGGUCCCUGGGAAGACAAGGAGUUCAGUGCCAUGGCCCUUGCUCACUGCUGUGGACUCUAUACAAAUGCUGUCUGUGCCUAA
Cynocephalus volans (Philippine flying lemur) is the source of this 1974-nucleotide messenger RNA. It is a transcript of the gene SLC28A2, whose product is annotated as solute carrier family 28 member 2. Gene Ontology annotation, molecular function: nucleoside:sodium symporter activity; purine nucleoside transmembrane transporter activity. The record is from RefSeq and is a predicted model, not a curated record. Bases 1 to 1974 code for a protein of 657 amino acids. Gene Ontology annotation, cellular component: plasma membrane. Gene Ontology annotation, biological process: nucleoside transmembrane transport; retina homeostasis. NCBI's taxonomy places the organism in Eukaryota, Metazoa, Chordata, Mammalia, Dermoptera, Cynocephalidae. The transcript is spliced from 17 exons.